AAUAUACACACAGAGAGCAGAGCAGCGCUGUGGGUUUAGUCGAAGGUGUUCUACUCUACAGGCAGGCGCAGACACCUUCACACACCGAGCAGAGGUUUACAGCGCAGUUUGUGUGGCGCCCAGGACCUGAUCUUUUAAAACCAUGCUGGAUUGACUGCAGGGAGGCAACUACAAUCAAUGCCUUGGCUUUGAAAUCGUUCAAAAUUUAUUGGAAAGGAGUGUGAGAUAGAGCGACAGUGAGAGAGAGGGAGAGAGCGAGGGAGAGCGAAGCGAGGGAGAGAGCGAGAGUGGAGAGAGGGGUGGAAAAGAUCAUUUUCAACAAUGGAGCUUACAAUGGAAAACAUUGGAAAUCUGCAUGGUGUGCCUCACUCCCAUCAAACGAGCGACUUAAUGAACUCCCCGCACGCGCGCCAGUCCUCUGCGUCGCAUCGGAACUUGGUGUCGCACGGACGGUCAGCCAUGGUGUCCAGCAUGGCCUCGAUACUGGAGGGAGCGGGGGACUACCGCACGGACCACGCACUGUCUGGCCCCCUGCAUCCGGCCAUGACCAUGUCCUGCGACUCCGGGAUGAGCCUGAGCAGCACCUACACGACGCUGACGCCGCUGCAACACCUGCCCCCCAUAUCCACCGUGUCCGAGAAAUUUCACCACCCACACCCGCAUGCUCACCAUCAUCCGCACCAGCGGCUCUCAGCAGGGAACGUCAGCGGCAGCUUCACUCUGAUGAGGGACGACCGAAGCCUCGCCUCCAUGGGUAACAUCUACGGCCACUACCCCAAAGACAUGUCCGGCAUGGGUCAGCCUCUGUCGCCUCUGUCUAACGGCCUGGGCUCUUUGCACAGCUCCCAGCAGACUCUCAGCGCCUACGGCCCCGGAGCUCACCUCUCCAAUGAUAAGAUGCUCUCCUCGGGGGGAUUUGAGUCCCAUGCAGCCAUGCUGUCCCGGGGCGAGGAGCACCUGGCCAGGGGUCUCGGGGGUCAUGGGGCCGGGCUCAUGACAUCCUUGAACGGCAUACACCAUCACAGCCAUCCGCACUCUCAGGCAAACGGGUCCAUGUUGUCAGACCGGGACAGGCAGACGGUGGUGGGCGGCGGGCAGGGAGGUGGGUCAGGGCAGGUGGAGGAGAUAAACACCAAGGAGGUGGCACAGCGAAUAACGGCAGAGCUGAAGCGCUACAGCAUCCCCCAGGCCAUAUUUGCUCAGAGGAUCUUGUGCCGGUCCCAGGGAACUCUGUCCGACCUGCUGCGGAAUCCUAAACCGUGGAGUAAACUCAAGUCUGGCCGCGAGACGUUCAGGAGGAUGUGGAAGUGGCUCCAGGAGCCCGAGUUCCAGCGGAUGUCAGCGCUCAGGCUUGCAGCCUGCAAGCGCAAAGAACAGGAGCAACACAAGGACCGCAACACAGCGCCCAAGAAACAGCGCCUGGUCUUCACUGACCUGCAGCGCCGCACACUCAUCGCCAUCUUCAAGGAGAACAAGCGUCCAUCCAAAGAAAUGCAGAUCACCAUCUCUCAGCAACUCGGCCUGGAGCUCAGCACCGUCAGCAACUUCUUUAUGAAUGCACGGCGUCGCUGCGUGGACCGCUGGCAUGAUGACCAUGGCACCAGCCCCGGGCAGCCAGGUACAUCUGCCACUACCUUCUCCAAGGCUUGAGAGGAGGAGAGGGCCUUCAGAGGGUCAGGGACAAGGGUUGGAAAUUGGCCGUGAAACCUGUCUCUAACAACCACACCUGGCCUGGACCAUCUGAGUGUGUCCUCUGCCAGAAAAUCCUUUGUGCCAUGCAAUCAUCUUUUUUGUCAGUCAGAAUUAAAAAGCUCUCACCUGAAAACAAGCAUAAUCUAAAAGGUGAACAAGUGAAGUCAGGUUCACUCUGCAUUACCCACAAAAGGACAAUCAUUGAUUCUGUCUUUUUUGGUAAAGAAAAAUCAUUCUCAUGGCAUCUGACAAAGUAAAGAGACACCAAAGAUUUGAUGUUUUUGUUGAACGGUACCUGAAAUAUGCCUCACCACCAAAGUAGCCGCUGAUUCUGAUUUUUUUUCUCUCUUCCCAACUCACCUCCUUUGCGUCUGCCUCUUUGCUCUCUUACGUCCCCUCUAUACGCCGGUGCACACAGAAGCAACAAGGGCGAAAGAACGGCAAUAAAACUGACAACAGAACAGCACAUAGCCUUAUUAUCCCAGCCCCGUCCUGCACACACAAGGCCGUCAUAAAGAAAACAAUGCAGCCUAUGAAAAAAAACAACAAGGCUCUCCAAUUCUCCGCCUCUACCUCCCCCUCCUGCUGUAGUCUCCUUCAUUCCUCAGCCGAAGGUAUUCCCUGAAGGCCAGCCAUUUCAGAGAGCAGCUCAGCCUGAUCAUACAGCAAACUAAUGAAUUGAAAAAUGAAUCGAUGGAGACAGAGAGAGCAGGGCCUUGACCCAUCCUGAAGGUGAAACUCAAGAUGCUCAGCAGUAGAUACUCAGGUCUUCCAGGCCCAGGUCUAUAUUUUUUGCACAGAUGUUGGGGGCCUGUAGGGAGACUUGUCAUUGUUACUCUACGCCUGAGCCAAGAGUCUGUGUUUCUCUGACCAACAGGAGAGGUGGGUGAGAUGCCUGGACAUGCUUAUUGUUCUGCUGGGAGCUUUUCCUCUCGUCAAUAACUGAGAACUAAGCAACAACAACAUGCUCGGGCUUCCAGCCAACUACAUUACAGCUGCAUAUGGAAAAGCAGAAUGUAAGAGGAGCACACAGAACCCGGUGGAGAUGGGGACACAAAGGCCUCACUACAGCAGCAGCAGCAGCAGCAGCAACACACCUCUCCUUACACCCAGGUCCUGCAGGUGCUGACAGAGCAACAGUGCCCCCUGCUGUUGAUAGCAAACACCUCUGUCAAGCAGGAACUAGGGGGGGUUCAGAGUGGAGGAGAGGGAGGGAAGAGCCACUAGAUGCUGUGGAGAAGUCAUGGCACAACACAUUCAGGCCCUCACAGCUCUUUGAAGGCAGAUCAAUAGCUAACCAUUAUCCCAUUGUUGUUCCUCAUCCAACCAGCACUGGUGAAGCCGGAGGAGGGGGAUGGUUAAACCCAACGCUGAAAACACAGGGAUUUAGCAUAAGGCAGGGAUUUAUUUAACCGAUCCAAAUCUUACAGAAUCUACACAAUACAAACACAGAGACGACACAAAGUGGGGAUGGGUAGAGAAUGACGACGAUGACAGUAGUGUAAUAACAGAAAGGCUUUACGGAGACAGGCACUCCUGAGGUGCACUGGAGGCUUGAUUUACAUGAUUUCACCUCUUAUCAAAUCAACCUUCCAUUUCCACAUCGAACCCGUUAGCAAAAACUGCAACCUCUCAACAAAAAGUGAUUCACACCAAAUAUUGUGGUUACUCCCACACAAGUGUUACUCGUAGCUGUCCACCGCACUCCACUGAAAACAAUGCUAAAACAAUUAGUGCCAAUGCUUACUGCCUUAAUGCAAAUCAGAGAAAAUGGUACUAGGGUUAACACACACACACACACACACACAGCUACAGCGCACCCCACUGAUGGCGGGUGGUGUGUGUCAUAGCCAACCAACAAUCAGCUUUUAACUGAAUUAGAAUAUACUUUUUUAAUUAAAAAAGAAAGAAAAAAGAAUCAUAUUUUAAGGCAUACAAUAACCAAACCUCAAACGACAAAGACACACACGCGUUGUGUGUGUUACACACAAAAAGAAAAUGUCUCCAACACAUACCUGGACACAUUCUGAAGCAGAAGAAAAAAAAAAUCUCUCACUAUCUUUGGUUCUAUACCUCCUCUUCCCUCUAAUCCCAAUGCCCUCUCUCUCUCUCUUCCUCUCUAUAUUGAUGCGGGUAUUUAAUUAGUACCAUAGACACAAAGUUUCUAUUUCUUGUUACUAUUGUGCUCUGUUGUGCAUAAGUAUGGCACCUUGUUGAUAAACAAAAAACAAAAAAAGGAAGGACUUUUAA
This is a messenger RNA of Solea solea (common sole), 3942 nucleotides long. RefSeq names its product one cut homeobox 3a (gene onecut3a). The coding region runs from base 322 to 1650 and encodes 442 amino acids. The record is from RefSeq and is a predicted model, not a curated record. Gene Ontology annotation, cellular component: nucleus. The transcript has 2 exons. Lineage: Eukaryota; Metazoa; Chordata; Actinopteri; Pleuronectiformes; Soleidae. Gene Ontology annotation, biological process: regulation of transcription by RNA polymerase II. Gene Ontology annotation, molecular function: DNA-binding transcription factor activity, RNA polymerase II-specific; RNA polymerase II cis-regulatory region sequence-specific DNA binding.